GAGGACUUUUAAACUGAAAUAUUUACGUGAAUAAGACAUCUGGGGUUUGGGGGAGUGACCGUAGCAGUACAAACUGUUUAAACUCUAAAGCUUUGCCUUGACUUGGUGUUUCCCUCUGUUAAAGAAGGAUUUCAGGUUAUUGGUGCUGGUAGCGCUGAGAACAUAUGAGCCACCACUCUUCUCUUAGGAAACGCAGUCAACACCUAACAUCACGGAGGCCCAGCAUGAACGUUAACUGUGCUGGUGGGACAGACUGGUCAAGAAAUCUGGAGUCCAGCUGCUCUGUGGAAGAUGUAACUGCAGCAGACGACGUGUCAGGAGAAAGUAAUGUGGUGCUAGGAGGUCAUAGCCCAUCUGCAGGUCCUAGGAUUGAGGGUUUAGAUUCUGAAUGCCAACAUAGUACUUGUCCAGUGAGUCCCCAGAUCAGCAGCAUGUUAUCUGCUUCUGAAGAUACACACAACUGUCAUUUUCAAGAUGGAAAUAAAAGACAGACUGAAUAUUUUAAUACCCAGGAACGCCAUGGAUGCAGCGCUUUGUCUUCAAGCAUCAACUCACAGACAGUGACUCCAGAGAAAGUGACGCUUGUGGUAGAUGGCACUCGAUUUGCAGUGAACCCACAGAUUUUCACUGCUCACCCUGAUACUAUGUUGGGAAGAAUGUUCGGACCAGGAAGAGAAUAUAAUUUCACCAGGCCAAAUGAAAAAGGAGAAUAUGAAAUUGCAGAAGGAAUUAGCUCAGCUGUGUUCCGGACUGUGCUGGAUUAUUACAAAACCGGAAUCAUUAACUGUCCUGAUGGAAUUUCCAUCCCAGACCUCAGAGACACAUGCGAUUAUCUCUGCAUAAACUUUGACUUCAACACAAUCAAAUGUCAAGAUUUAAGUGCUCUGUUACAUGAGCUCUCCAACGAUGGUGCUCACAAGCAGUUUGACAGCUACCUGGAGGAGCUAAUUUUGCCUAUAAUGGUGGAUAGUGCCAGGAAAGGGGAACGUGAAUGCCAUAUUGUCGUGCUGACAGAUGAAGACACUGUGGACUGGGAUGAAGAUCAUCCACCUCCAAUGGGCGAGGAGUACUCACAAAUCCUUUACAGUUCCAAACUGUAUAGAUUCUUCAAGUACAUUGAGAACCGUGAUGUUGCAAAAGUAGUGUUAAAGGAACGGGGCCUCAAAAAUAUACGCAUUGGAAUUGAAGGAUAUCCCACCUGUAAAGAGAAGGUGAAAAGGAGGCCUGGCGGUCGGUCAGAAGUGAUAUACAACUAUGUUCAGCGGCCGUUCAUCCAGAUGUCCUGGGAAAAGGAAGAGGGCAAAAGCCGUCAUGUUGAUUUCCAGUGUGUUCGGAGCAAAUCUCUAACAAACUUAGUCACUGUAGGUGAUGACGUUUCAGAGGACCAUGAGGUUAUAAUGCAUCACCCCCCACAGGUAGACGAACUCGAUAGGCUAAACGCACCAUUCUCCCAAAUGGCUGUUAAUGAUCUACCAGAUUAGUCAUGGCUCAGGGUGCAUAGCACUCCUUGAUGUGGGAAUAUCUCAGCGUAGUUUCAUCCCAAGAGAUGGAAUACAGACUUCUUGCAAGGUGCUUUAUUCUCAUUCAUCCUCUUACAGUGUUGUUGUACUUCAUUUAAAGCAUGUUAAUAAACAUCCACACUCCCUAAUAUAUUUGUGCAAUCAAAAGCAACAUCUCUUCAAACAAAGAAAUUGUCAUUUGUUUCCACUUAAAAGGCUUUCAAACUGGUGGGUGCUGAAUAUUUUGCCUAAACUUCUAAAAGAGCAGAAGUAUUUAGAAAUGACACAAGAGAAGAAAUUCUGGGCCUGUCAAGACAAAGCUUUCCUUUACCAAUAGGCGCUUAUGUUUGCUCUUGUGAUAAUUGGCACCAAACAUCAAAGCAAAGUAAAUUAUACUCUUCCAUCAACCAACAGAAAUGUUGCGUGCUUAUGGCAAAAAAAUACUGAGUGUGGGGGAAUCUGUUUACACUGACACCUGGCUUUGCAUCCAGCAUAUACUACAACUUUAGGGAAGGAUGGAACUAGUUUAAUAGGAAUAUAUGCCUGCUCACAGGAAUUUUCCUGUAUAUACUUCUGCGUAAGAUGUAGAGAAAAAUUGAGAAAUUGUUAAAUUGAUUAAAACAAGAAGACUGUACUGAAGGAAAAAGCCAAAAGGAAGACUAGUUGAUUUUUAGCAAUAAAGUCUGUUUAGUAGCCUAAAAGAUGUAAGAAGUUUUUGAGAGGUGGCUGUGCAUAUUAAAGAUUUUCAGUUGUAUCCCAUCCUUGCUAAGACAA
Oxyura jamaicensis (ruddy duck) is the source of this 2273-nucleotide messenger RNA. It is a transcript of the gene KCTD20, whose product is annotated as potassium channel tetramerization domain containing 20. Gene Ontology annotation, cellular component: cytoplasm. Gene Ontology annotation, biological process: positive regulation of phosphorylation. Lineage: Eukaryota; Metazoa; Chordata; Aves; Anseriformes; Anatidae. The record is from RefSeq and is a predicted model, not a curated record. Gene Ontology annotation, molecular function: protein binding. The transcript is spliced from 8 exons. Bases 165 to 1481 code for a protein of 438 amino acids.